UCUCUUCUUUAUUUGGUUUAUCUUCUCCACCUCAACACCCACCUCCAUUGUAAAUUUUACUUUUUUUUUUUUCAACUUCCGUCUUUUUCUCUUUUUCUCUUUCUCUUUUACACAUUUUCUAAAAAAAAACAUGAAUAAAGAAAACCCAAUUCAACCUGCUACGGUUCAAAAAGUGUUUAAAGAAUCUUGGAAACAUAACACCACAAAAAGUAAGCAUGUCAGUUACAUAAAUAAAAUAAAAAAAAAAAAACUCUUUCAUCUCACAGAUAAAAAAAAAAAAAGCGUAGUUAAUAAAGACGCGCUUCAACUCUCGUGUGAAUUCCUUCGUCUUUUCGUCACUGAGGCCGUCCAUCGAUCCGCUAAAGAACAAGAAAUUCUAAACUCGGGUGAUACCAUUGACGUUGAACAUUUAGAAAGAAUUCUUCCUCAACUUUUAUUAGAUUUUUGAAAAACACACAAAAUGAUUUU
Molecule: messenger RNA, 468 nt
Organism: Mucor mucedo
Lineage: Eukaryota; Fungi; Mucoromycota; Mucoromycetes; Mucorales; Mucoraceae
Product: CENP-S associating centromere protein X-domain-containing protein
Exons: 3
Coding region: 131-448 (105 amino acids)
Biological process (GO): resolution of meiotic recombination intermediates; replication fork processing; kinetochore assembly
Cellular component (GO): FANCM-MHF complex; Fanconi anaemia nuclear complex
Source: RefSeq, a predicted model, not a curated record